AAACUCUCAAGGCCGUCUAUGGAAACCCAAACGAACCAAACCAUAGCCCUUCCCAUAUUCCAACUCCCAGUCUUUAAUUUUUAGCCUCACUCCUCUCCCUCUUUAUUCUUUUUCGCUCGGUUCACGUUUCUCCUCUCGCUCACCACUCUAUUCCUCUCUUUCCCUUGUUAGUUCUCUCCUCUUUUCUGGUCCCCAGAAAUGGAUGCGGCUCUCCGCGUGUGCUCCUCCCCCGUCGCUCCCCGCUGCUCCGCGAAGCCCUCGCCGUUGGAUCCGUCCAUAUGUCAGCCCACGGCCGUCGGAUUGCCCUGCUGGAAAAGGCCGGCGUGCGGGCCCCUGUUCACAAGGAGGCGGUGCGUGGCGGAGCGCAGCAAAGAGGACCCGCCGGUCCCCGCCCUCGCAGAAACAGAGGACGAGAAAACGCAGUCCGAUGGUGACACAGAAGUCUCAGUUUCUAGCACUGCUGUUAUUGAUAAUAGAGAGGAAGAGGAAGAAGCUGAAGACACCAAAGAAGAGGAGCAACUGGAAACUAGAUUAACAUAUAAUAUUGUUUUUGUCACUGCUGAAGCCGCACCUUACUCAAAGACGGGAGGACUAGGAGAUGUCUGUGGUUCCUUACCUAUUUCUCUUGCAUCUCGUGGUCAUCGUGUGAUGGUAGUGUCUCCAAGAUAUUUAAAUGGGGAUUCGGAUAAAAAUUUUGCUAAGGCAGUUGAUGUUGGAAGACGCAUUAAAAUCCCAUGCUUUGGUGGAGAGCAGGAAGUCGCAUUUUUUCACGAAUAUAGGGCUGGCGUUGAUUGGGUGUUUGUUGAUCAUUUUUGUUAUCAUAGAGCUGGAAACCCGUAUGGUGACAGAUAUGGAGCUUUUGGUGACAAUCAGUUUAGGUAUACAUUGCUUUGCUACGCAGCAUGUGAGGCUCCAUUAGUACUUACAUUGGGAGGUUACAUGUAUGGCCAGAAUUGCUUAUUCCUUGUCAAUGAUUGGCAUGCAAGCCUUGUUCCGGUCCUUCUAGGGGCAAAAUACCGUCCGCAUGGUGUUUAUAAAGAUGCAAGGAGCAUUCUUGUCAUACAUAACUUGGCACAUCAGGGGGUGGAAGCAGCAACCACAUAUCAGAACCUGGGAUUGCCUCCUGAGUGGUAUGGAGCUCUAGAGUGGGUGUUUCCCCCAUGGGCAAGGACACAUGCACUCGACAAGGGUGAGGCUGUCAAUAUUCUGAAGGGUGCAAUUGUGACAGCUGAUCGGAUAGUGACAGUUAGUCAGGGUUACUCUUGGGAGAUUACAACUGUUGAAGGUGGGCAUGGUCUCAAUGAGCUUCUUAGUAGUCGAAAGAGUGUACUGAAUGGAAUCACAAAUGGUAUUGAUGUUGAUGACUGGGACCCUGCUUCAGACAAAUAUAUCCCAUUUCAUUACUCAAUCGAUGAUCUCUCUGGAAAGGCUCCAUGCAAAGCAGCAUUACAGAAGGAAUUAGGACUUGCCAUUAGGCCUGACUGCCCACUGGUUGGAUUCAUUGGAAGAUUGGACUACCAAAAGGGCACUGAUCUAAUUAGGUUAGCCCUGCCUGAGCUUCUGCAAGACGACAUCCAGUUCAUUAUGCUUGGAUCAGGGGACCCAGAUACUGAAGAUUGGAUGAGAUCUGCAGAGUCUACCUACAGAGAAAAGUUCCGUGGAUGGGUUGGAUUUAAUGUCCCUAUUUCCCACCGGAUCACUGCAGGGUGCGACAUAUUCUUGAUGCCCUCCAGAUUCGAGCCAUGUGGUCUUAAUCAGUUGUAUGCAAUGAGAUAUGGAACCGUACCAGUCGUCCACUGCACUGGUGGCCUCAGAGAUACGGUGGAGAAUUUCCACCCAUUUGCUAAAGAAGAUAGUGGUCAGGGGACGGGGUGGACUUUUUUUCCAUUAUCAAAAGACAGUAUGUUGGGGGAAUUCACCUUUUGCACCACUGCAUCAGUCUGGAAUGGAUGGUAUCUACUUGUAGCGGCAGAUGAUGCACGCAUUUUUGUGGGAGAAAAUAGAUGAUACAUGCUUGAAUGGUAGGAUUAUAUAUGUUGUGGUGAUUACUGGCAGGCACUGAGGUUUGCAAUUCAGACUUUUAGAGAGCACAGGUCUUCAUGGGAGGGGCUGAUGAAGCGUGGAAUGUCGAGAGACUUCACAUGGGACAGUGCUGCUGCCCAGUAUGAGCAGAUCUUUGAAUGGGCUUUUAUGGACCCUCCUUAUGUUGGAUAAACAAGCUCCGUUUCUUCCUGCUGUCUAUACCGGUUAUGUUCGGUGGCUCCUCAUCAACCAACCUGUUUUAUUCAUUUAGUGUUUUUUAAUAUUUUCUAAUUCAAUAGUUAUGACCAGAAGGUGAUAUUAGAAGUUUAGGAAGGUUUCUUCUUAAAAGGGUCAUUCCUUAUUCUUAAUAACUUUGCACUGAUAAUUUAUUUUUCUAUUGGUUUAAGAGAUAAUCAUCUUCAGUUGGGACCUGCACAAAUUAACUUCAUAAUUUGAUCAAGGACAUGCUGCUGCAACGGUUCAGUAGGUUUCCAGUGGGGGCGUAUCCUGAUGAUCGAGUUAAAUAAUAUUUUAUUCUGAACGGUUUGUAGUGGAUUCGGAUGGAUUGCGUUGGUUUGAACUUCAAUAUUGAUCCAAUAUUGAUUUUAAGUUCAA
Molecule: messenger RNA, 2637 nt
Organism: Elaeis guineensis (African oil palm)
Lineage: Eukaryota; Viridiplantae; Streptophyta; Magnoliopsida; Arecales; Arecaceae
Product: soluble starch synthase 1, chloroplastic/amyloplastic
Cellular component (GO): chloroplast
Molecular function (GO): alpha-1,4-glucan glucosyltransferase (UDP-glucose donor) activity
Source: RefSeq, a predicted model, not a curated record